AUGAAGGCGGUGGCUCCCUCAGCACUGUCAGAAGAGGCCAUGGUGAGCCUACUUGGUAGAGAGGAUGCUAUCCACGAUUCUUUUUUCUAUCUCUGUGGCCGACUUCUUUCAAAGAAAGCGAUGGUGCUUUCAUCGUUCUCGGCGGCAAUCUCCAAUAUUUGGGGAUUGAAGGAGAGGAUUCUAAUCCGGCAAGAGGAGGAGGACAUCUUUGUCUUCCAAUUUAAAGAGAUGGAGGUGAAGAAUCGAGUAUUCUCGAAGGGUCCUUGGUUAUACAACAGCUCUAUGUUGUUGCUAGCGGACUAUGAUGGGGUCUCUGCCCUAGAAGUGGCGCAGCUGCAUCUCCUUGAGGUGCGGGUGGUUGUGAGAGGGUUGCAGAUUGCGAUGCGGAAUGAGAAAGCCCUAACCAUAAUUGGACGGGCGUUGGGGACUUUGUUCGAGUUGACCAGGGGGCGGUGUUGA
Molecule: messenger RNA, 459 nt
Organism: Rosa chinensis
Lineage: Eukaryota; Viridiplantae; Streptophyta; Magnoliopsida; Rosales; Rosaceae
Exons: 1
Coding region: 1-459 (152 amino acids)
Source: RefSeq, a predicted model, not a curated record